AAUCGACGUUGUACCACCACUAUUUCAAGUGACACGUCGGAAACACUCCGUGUAAAUUGAGAAAUAUUACGAAAAUUAAGGAAAUCCGGCCACGAAACGCACCAAUUCUGCGGCCCCACUGAACCCGCUAUUGUGCCACCAGCCUUGGACAGCCAGAAACCGCCACAAUGACGUCGCAAGUGCCGUGCUACACGAUUAUCAACUCGCCGGACAUGGAGGUGCCGAACGAGAUGCAGCUGAAGCAGGAGCUGGAAAAGGGCGACACGAACGUAAAGAUCGAGACGCUGAAGAAGGUGAUCAAGCUGCUGCUGAACGGGGAACGCUAUCCGGGCCUGAUCAUGACCAUUAUCCGGUUCGUGCUGCCCGUGCAGAAUCAUACGGUGAAGAAGCUGCUGCUGAUCUUCUGGGAGGUUGUGCCGAAGACCUCGGCGGACGGGAAGCUGCUGCAGGAGAUGAUCCUGGUGUGCGAUGCCUACCGCAAGGAUCUGCAGCAUCCCAAUGAGUUCCUGCGCGGUUCCACGCUGCGCUUCCUGUGCAAACUCAAGGAGCCGGAGCUCCUAGAGCCGCUGAUGCCGGCCAUCCGUGCCUGCUUGGACCACCGUCACUCGUAUGUGCGGCGCAACGCCGUUCUGGCCAUCUUUACCAUCUACAAGAACUUCGACUGGCUGGUUCCCGAUGGGCCGGAGCUGAUCGCCAGCUUCUUGGACACGCAGCAGGACAUGAGCUGCAAGCGCAACGCCUUCCUCAUGCUGCUGCACGCCGACCAGGAGCGGGCGCUCAACUACCUGGCCUCGUGCAUCGACCAAGUGCACAGCUUCGGCGACAUCCUGCAGCUGGUGAUCGUGGAGCUCAUCUACAAGGUGUGCCACGCCAAUCCGGCCGAGCGUUCGCGCUUCAUCCGCUGCAUCUACAACCUGUUGAACUCCAGCUCGAAUGCGGUGCGCUAUGAGUCCGCCGGCACACUGAUCACGCUAUCGCUGGCUCCUACUGCCAUAAAGGCGGCGGCCAGCUGCUACAUCGAGCUGGUGGUCAAGGAGAGCGACAAUAAUGUAAAGCUGAUUGUCUUGGAUCGCCUGGUGGCAAUGAAGGAGCACGAGGGCAUGGAGAAGGUCAUGCAGGACCUGGUAAUGGACGUCCUCAGAGUGCUGGCCGCUCCAGACAUUGAGGUCCGUCGCAAGACCCUCGCCUUGGCCCUGGACCUGGUCUACUCCCGCAACAUUGGCGAAAUGGUAUUGGUACUGAAGAAGGAGGUGGCCAAGACGCACAAUGUGGAGCACGAGGACACCGGAAAGUAUCGACAGCUGCUUGUCCGCACGCUGCACACCUGCUCGAUCAAGUUCCCCGAUGUGGCGGCCACUGUUAUACCCGUGCUGGUGGAGUUCCUCUCGGACACCAAUGAGCUGGCUGCCGCUGAUGUGUUGAUCUUUAUCCGCGAGGCCAUCCAGAAGUUCCCCGCCCUGCGCGCCCUCAUCAUUGAGAAUCUGAUUGAGGCCUUCCCCCAGAUCAAGUCGUCGAAAAUUCAUCGUGCCGCUGUUUGGAUAUUGGGCGAGUACGUUGAGGGACCGCAGAUACUCGAGGUGAUUGCCGCCAUUCAGCAGACGCUGGGCGAUGUGCCCAUGGUGGAGGCAGAGCAGCGUCGCCUAACCGGCGAACAGAGCAACGAGGAGCAGCAGCAGGGCAAUGCCAACUCAGCUGGCGAUGGUUCGGCCACACAGGGAUCGGGAAAUGCCAGCAACAAGGUCACCUCCGAUGGAACCUAUGCCACCCAAAGCGCCUACAGUCUGGCCCCUGUGGCCAAGGCCGAGAAGCGUCCGCCGCUGCGUCAAUAUCUGAUGGAUGGUGACUUCUUCAUCGGCGCUGCUUUAUCCGCCACUCUGACCAAACUCGCUCUGCGCUAUGGGGAUCUAGAGCCAGAGGCCCGGGCCCAGAACCGCCUGACCACGCAAGUGAUGCUGAUCAUGAGCUCUAUUCUGCAUCUGGGCAAGUCUGGAUUCCCCAGCAAGCCGAUUACCAACGAUGACACCGAUCGCAUCUUUGUCUGCCUGCGUGCUCUAAGCGAACGCACGCCGGAGGCGGUGUCCGUGUUCACGCAAUAUUGCCGCGAGGCUUUGGGUAAAAUGCUGGACGCACAGGCCGAUGAGGAUCAACGAGUGCUGAAGGAGAAGCAACGGGCCACCGCCAAGGUACAGCCGGACGAUCCGGUUCUCUUUGCCCAGCUUUCCAAUGGACGCGACAACCAGCUGGGCGAGAAUGUGUUCGAAUCCAGUCUCAAUCAGGCGCUGGCCGGCAACAAGACCGCCCAGCAGCUGAGCGACGUGGCCUCGCCGAACAGCAAGCUCAACAAGGUCACACAGCUGACGGGCUUCUCGGAUCCCGUCUACGCCGAGGCCUAUGUCAAUGUUAACCAAUACGACAUCGUGUUGGAUGUGCUCAUUGUUAACCAGACCAAUGACACGUUGCAGAAUUGCACCCUGGAGCUGGCCACGCUGGGCGACCUGAAGCUGGUGGAACGACCGCAUCCUGUGGUUCUCGCUCCGCAUGACUUCUGCAACAUCAAGGCCAACGUGAAGGUCUCCUCCACGGAGAAUGGCAUCAUCUUUGGCAAUAUUGUUUACGACACCGCCCUGAAUACCAACGUGGUGGUGCUCAAUACCAUUCAUAUCGACAUCAUGGACUACAUCAUUCCGGCCAGCUGCACGGACACCGAGUUCCGGCAGAUGUGGCAGGACUUUGAGUGGGAGAACAAGGUGACGGUCAAUACCAGCUUCACCGAUCUGCACGAGUAUCUCAGGCAUCUGCUGAAGAGCACCAACAUGAAGUGCCUGACGCCGGAAAAGGCGCUGUCCGGGCAAUGUGGCUUCAUGGCCGCCAAUAUGUAUGCCAAGUCCAUUUUCGGAGAAAAUGCCUUGGCCAAUCUGAGUAUCGAAAAACCCGUGGAUGAUCCCGAUUCCAAGGUGACAGGACACAUACGCAUUCGCGCCAAAAGCCAGGGCAUGGCCCUGAGUUUGGGCGACAAAAUCAGCUCCUCGCAGAAGCAGUCGGUGCAGGCGGCCUAGUGGACGUGGAACUGGACGUGGACGACCAGCCACCGCCAAGAGCGACGUAUCUAGACGACGUAUUUCGGCCACCCGCCCGCAUUCCGCCAGCCGCAAUUCUUCAAUUUACAUUACACGUUACACACACACUUAUGCAAAAUGAAUAUAUAUUAUACCUUAACCCAA
Messenger RNA from Drosophila serrata, 3221 nucleotides. It is a transcript of the gene betaCOP, whose product is annotated as coatomer subunit beta. Gene Ontology annotation, biological process: intracellular protein transport; endoplasmic reticulum to Golgi vesicle-mediated transport; intra-Golgi vesicle-mediated transport. NCBI's taxonomy places the organism in Eukaryota, Metazoa, Arthropoda, Insecta, Diptera, Drosophilidae. Gene Ontology annotation, cellular component: cytoplasm; COPI vesicle coat. Gene Ontology annotation, molecular function: structural molecule activity. The record is from RefSeq and is a predicted model, not a curated record.